CAAUCGGCGGCCGGCAUGCGAGCGGGGGGCGGGGCGGGCGGGCACUCUCGUCAGUACACGAGGAGACACCACACGCGACGGACGUUCGCCACUCGCGCUCGCAAACAUACGAGUUUCACCGAGAACCGGUCCUGACCCGUAUGCCGCGCCCUGGACUGUUCGUGACAUGUUAUAGUGCAGUGUCGUCAUGAGUGCUUGGACGGAGGAGGUGCACGCGUGGCGCGACGACCGGCUGGGUCUCACGGAGCUGCCCGGCUCGGCGAGGAGGAAACAUCGCUCGGCGCCCUACAGACUGCACCGGCCGCACUUGCCAGCUGUCUCGCAGGUGCCCGAGCCGCCGCCGGAGCCCGAGGGGACGCAUGUCUCCCGCCUCUACCCAGAGAUACUGGCGCUGAUCUUCGAACGACUGCCAGUGAGGGACCGAGGACGCGCGGCCCAGGUCUGCCGCUCUUGGAGAGACGCUGCCGACAGAAGAUCCGUCUGGAGAGGAGUUGAAGCUGCCUUGCAUCUCAGAAGACCAGCUCCAGUCUUGUUCGCGUCGCUAGCGAGACGAGGGGUACGGAGACUGCAGGUUUUGUCUCUCCGCAGAGGACUGAGGGACGCCGUUGCCGCUCUUCCAGGAUUAGAGUCAUUAUCAUUAAGUGGAUGCUACAGUGUCACCGACGCCGCUCUCGCGAGUGCAUUCGCCGCGGAGCUUCCAGCUUUAAGACGCUUAGAUUUAUCAUUAUGUAAACAAGUCACGGACUCUUCCCUCGGUAGGAUAGCUCAAUCCUUGAAAAACUUGGAGGAGUUGGAAUUGGGAGGUUGCUGCAAUGUAACAGACACUGGUUUAUUGCUCAUAGCGUGGGGGCUAAGAAAACUCCGCAGACUGAAUUUGAGAUCAUGCUGGCACGUGAAUGAUGCAGGUAUAGCGCACCUGUGCGGCGGGGGAGAGGCGAGAGGCACCCCAGAAUUAGAACAUUUAGGACUACAAGAUUGCCAAAGGUUAACAGACGAAGCACUCCGGCACGCCGCUACUGGGCUUCCAAAACUACACUCUAUCAACUUGUCAUUCUGCGUUGCAGUCACUGACGCCGGUUUGAGACAUCUGGCGAGGCUUCCACUUUUAGAAGAUGUAAAUUUAAGGGCAUGCGAUGGAGUUUCAGACAAUGGAGUAGCGCAUUUAGCCGAGAGCGGCAGAUUGAGGGCACUCGAUGUGUCGUUCUGUGACAAAGUGGGGGACGAGGCGUUAUCGCACGCGACUCUUGGCCUCUCCGGGCUGCGAUCCUUAUCUCUCAGCGCAUGUCGACUCACCGACGAGGGCUUGGAAAGAGUAGCAAGGUUAUCUCAAUUAGAAACUCUAAAUAUAGGCCAAUGUACCCGCGUCACUGAUAGAGGACUGCGCGCUUUGGGAGAGGGCCUCCUCAAUCUGAAGGCUAUAGAUUUGUACGGCUGCACUAGCAUCACGCCCCAGGGCUUGGACCAUAUCGUGAAGUUGCCGCGGCUCAGUGUGCUCAACCUCGGUCUGUGGCAUGUGCGGUGACCACACAAGCUCCACUAGUGUGUGUCAGAGUGCGUGUGUGUGCGCGGGCGGCCAUGUUGAAUACAGAGUGAAGGAGCUGACUCAAGGUUGUAUACUCUGGACCUUUGCUUGACUGUGUAACAAUUAACCAACUUAUAUCUAAACUAUAGGAUACGGGGUCGCUUUUUGAUGAUUGUUCUGUUAUAAAGUGUCAUGUUUGAUGGAUUGCAGUUUCUGUUGGAAUUCCAGAUUGUCAGAUUGAGUUUUGGUUUAUAUUUUUACAGUUAAGUUUGGAUAAAAGUCACCCCAAAGCCUAGUCGCAAAUGUAAAGCCAGACCUUAUUUAAUGUUCAUUUUAUAUUCAGUAAGCAAUACUCGGGAAGUUGGUAUUCAAGUUUGUGUUGUAACGUCCUAAUGACGUGUUUGAGCGUGGACAGAAUUGCCAUAUUUUGAAAUUGUAUUUUAAUAAACUAGGUCUGGUUUUUCGCUUAGAGAUUGCUCCAUUAAUUAAUUACUUAGAUAGGCAUUUAGUUAUUCUUCAAAUUGAUGUUUUCGGUUCGAUCUGAUGUGCUUUUAGUGGCAAAGUGGAUUGUUGAUAGGUUUUUAACGAAUUUUUUAGGCAAACGCCAAAUUUUAGGAGGCAGAUUAAUGAUAAGGCAAUUAAUCUUAUCUGUAUACGAAGUGAUAAAAGACAAGAAUGAAAAUAUAGUGUAUUUUUAUGUUGAAGAAAUAAUAAUUAUUGUCGCACGAAAAAUAUUGUAAUAAUUAUAAUUAUCAUGUAACUAUCCUUGCAGUGUAUGUUUUCGAAGAAUGUUUAAUUUCUGCGCUUAUAAACACAAAAGCCAGAGGGAAGCCGUUUAUGAUUUCUGUUAUUUUAAUAUGAUAUCAUUGGAUAUCUCACAAGACAUUGAUUGUUAAUUAUAGAUAGGUACUUAGUUUCAAUACCCAAGCAUUAGAUAUUAUUGGUUAUGUAGCAAAUAUCUCAAUUUUAGUCGUUCUAAUUGUAAUUGAUUUUUGUUAAGAAACUCCCAAUUUUACAUGGAUCUCGUUUAUACGUAGUUUUGAUAUUAUAAUUUAGUUAUUUUUAUACUGCUUAGUGUUUUUUAUUGUGAUUGUGAAGCACACAGGUCGAAUGAGGGAACGGAACGUUGUAUACUUGAAUGAUACGUUGUUUUUGUACAAAACGAAAAUGUAUUAUAGGAAUGUAUUAAAAGUCAUUGUUUAGUUACAAAUGAUCAAA
Molecule: messenger RNA, 2740 nt
Organism: Plutella xylostella (diamondback moth)
Lineage: Eukaryota; Metazoa; Arthropoda; Insecta; Lepidoptera; Plutellidae
Gene: Ppa
Product: F-box and leucine rich repeat protein partner of paired
Biological process (GO): SCF-dependent proteasomal ubiquitin-dependent protein catabolic process
Cellular component (GO): SCF ubiquitin ligase complex
Molecular function (GO): protein binding
Source: RefSeq, a predicted model, not a curated record